UCUGCCAAACCUCCGGGACCACCUGGACCCCGCCAAGAGGAGCUGCUUUUGAGUGAGAUGGUCGCAGAGGCCCGGAGCAGCGGACUGGUAAGCCCCGGGAGAACGGUGGGAGUUUUGCUUCUGCUAGCUGCCUUGACCGAGGCUUCCACCAUCAUUCACUAUGAGAUCCUGGAGGAGAGAGAGAAGGGGUUUCCCGUGGGUAACGUGGUCACGGAUCUUGGUUUGGAUCUCGGCAGUCUGUCGGCCCGCAGGCUCCGGGUGGUGUCCGGAGCUAGCCGUAGGUUCUUUGAGGUGAACUGGGAGACUGGAGAGAUGUUCGUCAACGAUCGACUGGACCGAGAGGAGCUGUGUGGGACGCUGCCCUCCUGCACUGUAACUCUGGAGUUGGUGGUAGAGAACCCGCUGGAGCUGUUCAGCGCGGAAGUGGUGGUCCAGGACAUCAACGACAACAAUCCCUCUUUCCCCACCGCGGAAAUGAAAUUGGAGAUUAGCGAGGCCAUGGCGCCGGGGACGCGCUUUCCGCUCGAGAGCGCGCACGAUCCCGAUGUGGGAAGCAACUCUUUACAAACCUAUGAGCUGAGCCACAACGAGUACUUUGCGCUCCGCGUGCAGACUCGAGAGGACGGCACGAAAUACGCGGAGCUGGUCCUGGAGCGCGCCCUAGAUUGGGAACGGGAGCCAAGUGUCCAGUUGGUACUGACCGCACUUGAUGGAGGAACCCCAGCUCGCUCCGCCACCCUUCCAAUUCGUAUCACAGUGCUGGACGCGAAUGACAAUGCUCCUGCCUUCAAUCAGUCUUUGUAUAGGGCGCGCGUCCGGGAGGAUGCACCCCCAGGCACGCGCGUCGCCCAGGUUCGUGCAACUGACCUGGAUGAGGGCCUCAAUGGAGAAAUCGUUUACUCCUUCGGCAGCCACAAUCGUGCUGGGGUGCGGGAACUAUUCGCUUUAGACCUCGUAACCGGGGUGCUGACAAUCAAGGGUCGCCUGGACUUUGAAGACACCAAACUCCAUGAGAUUUACAUCCAGGCCAAAGACAAAGGUGCCAAUCCGGAAGGAGCGCAUUGCAAAGUACUGGUAGAGGUUGUGGACGUUAAUGACAAUGCCCCGGAGAUCACAGUCACCUCUGUAUACAGCCCAGUCCCUGAGGAUGCUCCUCUGGGGACUGUCAUUGCUUUGCUCAGUGUGACUGAUCUGGAUGCUGGAGAGAACGGGCAGGUGACCUGCGAGGUUCCCCCGGGUCUCCCCUUCAGCCUGACUUCUUCCCUCAAGAAUUACUUCACUUUGAAAACCAGUGCAGCCCUGGAUCGUGAGACCGUGCCCGAAUACAAUCUCAGUAUCACAGCUCGAGACUCGGGAACUCCCUCUCUCUCAGCUCUUACAACAGUCAGGGUCCAAGUGUCCGAUAUCAACGACAAUCCUCCUCAGUCAUCCCAAUCCUCCUACGAUGUGUAUGUGGAGGAAAAUAACCUACCCGGAGUUCCUAUAUUAAACCUAAGUGUCUGGGACCCCGACGCCCCGCCCAAUGCCCGCCUUUCUUUCUUUCUCUUGGAACCCGGAGCGGAAACUGGUCUCGUAGGUCGCUAUUUCACAAUAAAUCGUGACAAUGGAAUCUUGACAACCUUAGUACCCCUGGACUAUGAGGAUCAGAGAGAGUUCCAGCUAACCGCUCAUAUAAACGACGGAGGUACCCCGGUUUUGGCCACCAACAUCAGCGUGAACAUAUUUGUUACUGACCGCAAUGACAACGCCCCCCAGGUCCUGUAUCCCCGGCCUGGCCAGAGUUCAGUGGAGGUGCUGCCUCGAGGUACAGCGGCGGGCCACGUGGUCUCACGGGUGGUAGGCUGGGACGCAGAUGCAGGGCACAAUGCCUGGCUCUCCUACAGCCUCAUGGGAGCCCCCAACCAGAGCCUUUUUGCCGUGGGGCUUCACACGGGUCAGAUCAGCACUGCCCGCCCAAUCCAGGACACAGAUUCACCAAGACAGAUUCUCACAGUCUUGAUCUCAGACAAUGGAGAACCAUUGCUCUCCACCACCGCCACCCUGACUGUGUCAGUAACUGAGGAGUCUCCGGAAGCCCGGGCCGAGUUCCCUUCUGGCUCAGCUCCCCGAGAACAGAACAAAAAUCUCACCUUUUAUCUACUUCUUUCUCUAAUCUUAGUCUCUGUGGGAUUCGCAGUUACAGUGUUGGGAGUGAUCAUAUUCAAAGUUUACAAGUGGAAGCGGUCUAGGGACCUCUACCGAGCCCCAGUGAGCUCCCUGUACCGAACCCCAGUGUCCUCCUUGCACGCAGACGCGGUGCGAGGAGGCCUAAUGCCGCCGCACCUGUACCAUCAGGUGUACCUCACCACGGACUCUCGCCGCAGCGACCCACUGCUGAAGAAGCCUGGUGCGGCCAGCCCACUGGCCAGCCGCCAGAACACGCUGCGAAGUUGUGAUCCCGUGUUCUAUAGACAGGUGUUGGGUGCAGAGAGCGCCCCCCCUGGACAGCAAGCCCCGCCCAACACUGACUGGCGUUUCUCUCAAGCCCAGAGACCCGGCACGAGCGGAUCCCAAAAUGGGGAUGAAACCGGCACCUGGCCCAACAACCAGUUCGAUACAGAGAUGCUGCAAGCCAUGAUCUUGGCCUCUGCCAGUGAAGCCGCUGAUGGGAGCUCCACUCUGGGAGGGGGCACUGGCACUAUGGGUUUGAGCGCUCGAUAUGGACCCCAGUUUACCCUGCAGCACGUGCCUGACUACCGCCAGAACGUGUACAUCCCUGGCAGCAAUGCCACACUGACCAACGCAGCUGGCAAACGAGAUGGCAAGGCUCCGGCAGGCGGCAAUGGCAACAAGAAGAAGUCGGGCAAGAAAGAGAAGAAGUAAUAUGGAGGCCAGGCCUUGAGCCACAGGGCAGCCUCCCUCCCCAGCCAGUCCAGCUUGUCCUUACUUGUACCCAGGCCUCAGAAUUUCAGGGCUCACCCCAGGAUUCUGGUAGGAGCCACAGCCAGGCCAUGCUCCCCGUUGGGAAACAGAAACAAGUGCCCAAGCCAACACCCCCUCUUUGUACCCUAGGGGGGUUGAAUAUGCAAAGAGAGUUCUGCUGGGACCCCCUAUCCAAUCAGUGAUUGUACCCACAUAGGUAGCAGGGUUAGUGUGGAUACACACACACACACACACACACACACACACACACACACAAACACCAUGCCACACUCCCCUAGUUACAGCUGAACUCCCCAUCUUCCAACCCAGUCAGGCUCAUUCAUCUCCAGCCUCCCUCUCCCCACCCCACCCUUUCAGUCAACACCCUCUCUUUGAGCCAGGUAGUUGGGCUGUUGGGGUGACAGGUGAGCUAAGGGGGCUCCUAGUUCUGAACAGGUGGGAGAGUAUUACAAUCCUUUGGCCUCUCCUUCAGUUCAGCUGUCCCCCAAAGCAUGGUUUGGUACCAGUCUUCUCAUUUCCUCCUAGAGCCUGAGACCAAUGCUUAAGUUUUGGGGAACAGUCACCAUGCCCCUGGUACUGAUGAUGCUUGCUGGAUUUUUGGGAAGGCAUUUUGCUACUAAGCCUCUUUUCAAUGCCUGGGGACUACCAGUCUUCUGUUCUCCAUUGUUUGAUGUUCCCACUGCAUGCUGUGACUUCCUACUCCUCAAAGAAGAGACUCCUUUGCAUGUCUGGAGACAGUAGGGGGUGGUAAACUAAAGGGAAGCUGAGUGUAUACUGCUGGGAGUGGGGGCAGUGGACAAAACAGCCUGUUAAUAGGGUCUUGCAAGGGGCUCUGUACGUACCCAGGGUACUGGCUCAAUCCUCAAAUUCUAGCCAUAGACAAACAUCAGGCCAGACCCCUCCCUCCUGGUUCAGCCUGGGCAGCUUGGGCUGAGCCACCAGGACCAAUGGAUUUAAGCUGACAUUUCAGUCCAAGAAGACUUCUAAGUGAGUUUAAGACCAGAGAGGAAAGAGGGGCCUCUGUGGGUGCUGGGUACUCCAGAGGUGCCCUUGGUGGGAGGGUCAGUGGUCCUAGCAGGAAGGGAGCCCAGCAAGGUCAUUCUUGGACCCUGGGUCUAGUCCGGUAGCUAGAACAAGGGACCAAGUGGCUAUAAAGUCUCAGCCAAUGAUGAGGCUUUUCCCCUGGGCCUCUGGGCCCCUGUAUUCCUCAAGCCCCUGGCCUCCACCUUACCAGGUGCCAUUUCUCAGAAGGCCACUGCCCAGGCCCCCAGGCCGCCCCCUCGUGGCCACAGACCGGUUAAAGCCCCCCAGUGCCUCCUUGUGCAUAGAACUUCCUCUGCCCGAGCCCUUACAGUAGUGUAGAAGCCCCCUUCCUCCUCCCGCUGGUGUAGAAUAGCCAAUAGUAUAGUGUGGUGUGCUUUUACGUGAUGGCGAGUGGGCAGCGGGCGGUGGGCUGUGCGCAGCCGUCUGUCCUUUGAAUCUCAAUCUGCCUGCGCGGCCAGUGCUGUGUUUUGUGCUGUGUCCACACGCUGCGGCGACCCCUCCCUGUACUGACUUCUCUAUAAAAGCUUCUCUUCGCAUAGUCACGUAGCUCCUGCCCAUCCCCCUUCCGAUAUCUCUCGCAAGUUUUAUACUCUAAUAUUUAUAUGGCUUUUUUCUUCGAAAAUUAAAAAUAAAAAAUGGUUUCUUCUG
Messenger RNA from Rattus norvegicus (Norway rat), 4614 nucleotides. It is a transcript of the gene Pcdhgc3, whose product is annotated as protocadherin gamma subfamily C, 3. NCBI's taxonomy places the organism in Eukaryota, Metazoa, Chordata, Mammalia, Rodentia, Muridae. The record is from RefSeq and is marked provisional. Gene Ontology annotation, cellular component: membrane; plasma membrane. Bases 58 to 2862 code for a protein of 934 amino acids. Gene Ontology annotation, biological process: homophilic cell-cell adhesion; cell adhesion. Gene Ontology annotation, molecular function: calcium ion binding. The transcript is spliced from 4 exons.